AUGUACGACCACCCCUACACUGCCAAGCACCUGCGCGCCAUCCGUGAAGAGCUCCGAUAUGUCGUCAUGGGACCACAGAUCGACGGAAAGCUGGCAUGUGGCGACGAGGGCACUGGCAAGAUGACGGACUGGCGCGACAUUGUCAUUGCAAUCCAGGACAUGGCCGCACUCUUCCGCACUCGUCUUGCACAGGUCGAGAUGGCCCACAUGGCGGAAGACGAGGCCGCCGCAGCCGCCCGUGGCGAAGUGGAUUCUGGAGGCGAUACGACCAUGGGCGACUCAAGCGAGCCGCGCAACAUUGACCACCCCUUCAUGCCCCCGGUGCAGAGGUCGCCUGGAGGUACCGCCAUCCCUGCUGGGGCGUUGCACAAUGUACGCCUGGCGGAGAACGUCGCCCGACUUGAUACGAUGUCCUGGGAACAUCAUCCCACACAUGGGAGUCAGGCGCGGGGCUCCCAAUUCACUUCGGCAGACGGCAAGCGGCACUCUGAGAUUAACGACAUGAUCGCCGACGCAUGGGGUGAGACCGCCAAAAGUGUGUUCUUCGCUGCGCCUAAUCCUCCAGGUGCACAAGGACAACCUGCUCGUGAACCUCCACGGCGCAAACGGCACGAUUUGCACUCUGCGGAACGGCUUGUCGACCUGACAAGCCACUGGGAUGACCAGGAACAUCUCGAAGCCGAGGCUCCGAGCCGUGCCGAUAAAGGAGGACAAAACGGAGCUGGUGCUGGAGCCGCGCCCAGCAUGCCCACCGAAGCUGGUGAAACGCACGGCAGCCGCCCAUCGGGAGUGCUUGCGGAUCUUCCCAAACAAUGGAAUGGUCCUGAAGGAGUGACCCAUGUUCCCCCUUUCAACAAGUUCCAUCCUGGGUGGUGCGACGUGGAGUAUGACAACGAUGUGAGGCCAACAACAGCAUUGCCUGUUUCGAAUCCUCCGCCCAGGCUCCCAGGACCCAUUGGUGACAACGACGCUCACUUGCCACCAAACACGACCACGGGGUUUGCCAUCCUCCGCCCUAUCUGGGGCGAAACGACGUACGAGGACCACUCGAGGUUACCCGGAACCCACUCGUACGCAAGCAAGGCCGACAAGACCAGUACAGAAGCCAACAACGCCGAGGCUGGGCCCUCAAACUCCAGCCCCGACGCCGUGGCGUCUCUUGAAAUUCCCCCCGAGUUCAACCUCUUCAAACCUGGCUGGGGGGAGGCCACCACCCGGGCCCAGGACGCACCCACACCAGCCGUGACCCACGGUCUUCCCCGGCGAGAGCGCGACCGACAUGAUUUGAACCUCGGGCCCAGUUCUCGGCAUAUCAGCAUGGAGCCCACGAAAGCUUCGUCGGUAACGGAGCACUGGAAGAGCAUGAGUGGGGGCAUGUACUGGGAGCAGAGGUGGUGGUUUGGCUGA
This is a messenger RNA of Apiotrichum porosum, 1407 nucleotides long. RefSeq lists its product as uncharacterized. The record is from RefSeq and is a predicted model, not a curated record. Gene Ontology annotation, molecular function: catalytic activity. The transcript is spliced from 2 exons. The coding region runs from base 1 to 1407 and encodes 468 amino acids. NCBI's taxonomy places the organism in Eukaryota, Fungi, Basidiomycota, Tremellomycetes, Trichosporonales, Trichosporonaceae.